Messenger RNA from Penicillium bovifimosum, 1752 nucleotides. RefSeq names its product tetratricopeptide repeat protein. The transcript has a single exon. Gene Ontology annotation, molecular function: protein binding. The record is from RefSeq and is a predicted model, not a curated record. Bases 1 to 1752 code for a protein of 583 amino acids. Gene Ontology annotation, cellular component: intracellular anatomical structure. Lineage: Eukaryota; Fungi; Ascomycota; Eurotiomycetes; Eurotiales; Aspergillaceae.
AUGAACUCCUGCAGACCUCAACCAGCUCCAAGAGCUUCAAGUGACCCCUACUUCGAUUUGGGAACAUUGAGUCGCAAAGUCACUACCAGUUCCCAAGAAGCCCAAAUAUGGUUUGAUCGGGCCCUUGUCUGGACAUAUUGCUUCAAUCAUGAUGAAGCAAUCACCUGUUACAAGCAGACAAUCGCACACGACGAGGGAUGCGCCAUGGCUUACUGGGGAGUAUCUUUCUGCUCAGGUUCCAACUACAACAAAACCUGGGCUUUGUUCGACGGAGUGGAUCGAGUCAAUGCGAUGAAGCAGUGUUACCUAUAUUCCCAGGAAGCGCUGAAACGGGCGGAGAAUGCAUCGGAAUGGGAGCGGGCGAUCAUCGAGGCUCAUGCAAAUCGCUAUCCCAACGACGACCCAAACAGGGAUCUCGCCGCAUGUAGCCGAGCAUACGCCGACGCCAUGAGAAAGGUAUAUGCGAAAUUCAAUCACGAUGAUUUCGAUUUAAUCACAUUAUUCGCCGAUGCGUUGAUGAAUUGUGCACCGCGAAAGCUAUAUGAUGCGUCUACGGGACUCCCUAUAGCAUCUUCCCCAGUGUUCGAAGUGAAAGAUCUGCUUGAUCGCUCCCUGAAGUUACCGGGUGUCGAAAAGCACCCAGGUCCUGCACACAUGUACAUCCAUCUGAUGGAGAUGUCGGCGACACCCGAGGCUGCACUGCCUGCAGCAGAGAUGAUUCGCGAGAUCUUCCCUGAUACCGGUCACACCUUCCAUAUGCCCGCGCACAUCGAUGUUCUUGUGGGUGAUUAUCGUCGGGCGGUGGAAUACAAUUACAAGGCGACCAUCACAGACGACAAAUAUUUCCAACAGAACGGUGGCCUGACGUUCUACAGCUACUACCGCCUGCACGACUAUCAUUCCCUCAUCUACGCCGCAAUGCUCGGUGGCAAAUCAAAAGCGGCAUUGUCCGCGACGAAUCGAAUGGAGGCGACCAUCACAGAAGAGAUUCUUCGAGUAGAAACGCCUGCACUUGCGGACUGGAUGGAAUUCUUCAAGGCUGUCAGAGUCCACGUUCUCAUUCGAUUUGGGAUGUGGGAGGAACUCAAGAAGCUUGAUCCGCUUGAAGACAAGAGUCUCUACUGUGUCACCAAUGUUAUGCGACACUAUGGAAAAGGCGUCGCCUACGCCGCCACAGCUCAGCUUGAAGAAGCCGACAAGGAGCGAGAACUCUUCAAAGAGGCUUCGAAGAUUGUCCCUCCCACCCGCCUCGACUUCCCGAACAAAAUCACCGACAUUCUCAAAGUAGCAACUGCCAUGCUGGAUGGGGAAAUUGAAUACAGACGGGGAAAUUACGAGACUGCAUUCUCCAGUCUGCGGGAAGCAAUUGCCCUUGAAGACGCGCUGCCUUUUGCGGAGCCAUGGGGAUGGAUGCUCCCUGCCCGACAUGCAUACGCGGCUCUCUCAUUGGAGCAGGGCCAUGUUGAACAAGCUGCACAAGCUUAUGCUGAAGAUCUGGGACUCUCUCCGACACCGAAACGUGCUCAUCAACACCCAAAUAACGUGUGGGCCCUCCAUGGCUAUCACGAGUGUCUUGGAAUUUUGGGCCGGCAUGCGGAGGCAACUAUCAUCAAGCAGCAGCUUAACCUUGCACUCGUGGAGGCUGAUGUUGAUAUCACAUCUUCAUGCUUUUGUAGGCUUGGGAACAUCCCGUCGUCUACUAAUAAGGCUCAGGUGAAUGGCUGCGGUGGGGGAUCGAAGUGUAGUAAUUAG